AUGGGCAAAUUCCAGGAGUUCCAGGCCAAAUCCAUGCACUCUGUUUCCCACUGCAAUGGCCCCAUGGGCAACAAAACCCAGCAGCAUCCUGCAUCCCAAGCCUUCUAUGCUGAGGCCAUUGACCAUGAUACAAAGGAGGAGGUUUCAGAGAAGCCAAAGUCUGCUCCGACUGCAGAGAAAUAUGGCUGGAUUAAGAAAAGCAGUGGGGGGCUCCUGGGAUUGUGGAAGGAUCGUUACAUCCAGCUACGGAAAACACAGCUCGUGGUCUAUGAGGAUGAGGAUGAACAGAAGUGCAUAGAAACAGUGGAACUGGAGAGUUAUGACAAGUGCCAGGAGCUGCGUGCGCUACUCAAAAAGAAAAACCGUUUCAUUUUAAUCCGCUCCCCGGGUAAGAAGGUUCAUGAUAUCAAAUUUCAAGCUCCAACUUUGGAAGAGAAGGAAUCGUGGAUAAAAGCUCUUAAUGAAGGGAUCAAUAGAGGCAAAAACAAAGUAUUUGAUGAGGUGAAAGUAGACGAGAGCCUUUCCUUGGACCAUGUAACUCGGGACAGAGUGAAAAUGACCCACGGACGCAGGCCACCCACGAGAAAUCACCUAAAGGAGGCUGCUAAACUGACAUCAGAUGGAAUCCUGCGACUAGACCUGGAUAUAGUAGACAACAGACCACCAAACUUGGAUUCCACCAUGAGUGAAAUUGACAAUGCACCGCCUGAGAAAGAAACUCCAAAGCCACCUAUGCCACCUGCAAAACCCACCAGCACAAAAGAAAACCAAGAUGCAGAGAACGACGUUCCUGACCAGGAACAUAAAAAACCUCUGUCUCCUCCGUUGCCCCCAGAUAAGAAGCUUAAGGAAGGCCUGGCAUUGAAGGACAAUGUAAAUGCCAAGGAAGAGGACUCUGUAAGCCCAGAGGAGAAUGUGGAAGGAUCCCAAGCACCAAGUGAGGAGAACAGAGAGAACCAUACUGAGGUCAGCAACAGGGGCAUGGCAAAAGCUCCAAUUCCUCUUCCCAAGAGCAUGCCAGACAAGCUAAAAGUAGCCUGGGACCAAUCAAUCCCUGAGCCUAAAAACACAGAAGACUUGAAAUCAUCAGGAGAGAGUAGCAAAGACGACUUUGCUGAGAUUGCUGCUGCAGAUGUUACAAAGCCUCUGGUUCCUCCUAAGGUUCUGUCAGAAAAAAUGCUAGCCACAAUGCAGUCCAGCCAUGGAGAUCUAGAAGCUGGGGAUAGAGAAGGCCUGGAGUCCAGCAGCUCCAAGCCCCCGGUGAACGGGAUCACAGCCAGCGAGGCAGCUGAGUCCACAUCCCCAGUGGUUGAAACUGAAGAAGGAAACGGGACAACCUCUGCUGAGAAGGAACAGCAAACUUCAGCAGAAGAAACAGAGUCUUCCUUACCUACAGAAACAGGCCAUGAGAGUGUAAAAGCAACUGUUGAGAAGAACGAGUCUGUAGAAAACACUGCAGGUCUCAGACUUCGCAGUUCUUCUCUGGGAGACCUGCUGUCUGAUUCCAAAAAUACAAAGAGAGCACUUCCAGGCCAAGGUUUUCCCAAGGAUCCCCAUCACUGCUUAGCUAGAAUGGAGGAGAAAGUUGCUAAUGAAAGGGAAAAGGCAGAAAAACUUCUGCAGAAGGUUUUACGUGAAGGGAUGGAGCAGGCCCAGGAGGGGAAUGGACCCCCAGUGAUGGCAGAGACAUUGCUCAAUGAGGCAGUAGAACAACUCCGGCAAGCUACACAAGUUUUGCAAGAAAUCAAAGGUCUUGGAGAACUGAAAAAAGAAGCAACACAGAAACAGAAAGAAAAGCAAAAGGAUCUAGUGACUCUUUAUAGGAGAAGUGCUCCCUGA
This is a messenger RNA of Chaetura pelagica (chimney swift), 1839 nucleotides long. It is a transcript of the gene PLEKHO2, whose product is annotated as pleckstrin homology domain containing, family O member 2. The record is from RefSeq and is a predicted model, not a curated record. The transcript is spliced from 6 exons. NCBI's taxonomy places the organism in Eukaryota, Metazoa, Chordata, Aves, Apodiformes, Apodidae. Gene Ontology annotation, biological process: macrophage apoptotic process. Bases 1 to 1839 code for a protein of 612 amino acids.